GAGAGAAAAGAAAGAGGACGGGAAGAAAACCGUUAAACGCGGACGACCGUUCGAGCGUUCAUAUGCGCUAGUCAUCAAGUGAAAUUAAUUGGCAAAUUCACCGACGCAUGGUUGUACAGAAUACGCAUCCUUUUUAAAAUACAAUGGCGACUUUCAGUACGAAGAACUUUCGCUUGGCUGGCAUAAAUGCUAUCUUCUUCGAUUUGGACAAUACUCUCAUCGAAACGAGAAAAGCUGAUAGUCGAACCUGUCGAAAGCUGGCCGAGGAGCUGACACAAGAAUAUGGAAUUCCUGAAGAAGUAUCCAUAAAAGUUACAACUACAUAUUUGAAGCUCUUCAGAAAAUGUCCAGAUAAUAUCACGUGCACAUUAGAUGCCUGGCGAAUGAUAUUAUGGAAUAAAGCAUUAGGAGAAAAGUUUUCAUAUUUAGCCAAAAAAAUUUACGAACGUUGGCUAUAUUUAAGAUACCAAUAUUUGGCAUUAGAAUCUGAUACAAUCUUAUUACUUCGUCGGUUGAGAAAAAAAUAUUUAUUGGGAUUAAUAACGAAUGGACCAUCAAAUGCGCAAUGGGAGAAAGUGAGAAAGCUUUCAUUAGAACAAUACUUUGAUAUUAUUUUAGUAUCAGGUGACUUGCCAUGGGAAAAACCAGAAGCAAGAAUUUUUGAAGAGGCAUGUCAGUUUCUUAAUGUGACACCAAGUAAUUGUAUAAUGAUUGGUGAUAAAUUAGAAACAGAUAUCUUAGGUGGAAUAGAAGCAGGCUUUGGCGCCACUGUAUGGAUACCUACUAUAGAUAAACCACGCUUAUCUAUAGAAGAUCCACAACCAGAUUUUACUGUAAGACGUUUAAUGGAUAUUUCAAAUAUAUUGAACCGUAAACCAGGUGCUCCAGAACUUGAAGAUACUUCCUCUAAUGCUUCUGAUGGCAGUUAAUGCAAUAUUGAAUGCUUUUAUUUUCUUUUUUAUGGUAUAUAGUGUAGUUAUAUACAUUUCAAAAGUGACGUUAUAUUUUUAAUAGCUAACUGAGUUUGUGUUAGAUAUUACAAAUAACAGUCAUUAGCCUGCAUAUAUCGAAUAUCACAGAUCUUGUUUUAUUUCUCUUUAGUGUACUUUGGCGAAUACUGUCUUAUUAUUUUCUUUUAUGGUUACCAUUUUUAAUUAUUAAGCAUUAUUAAGUAUCUACAAUGGUUUAGUUGAAAAUUGUAUUUUAUAUUAUGAUACUUAAGUAUUUGUAUCUCGAAUUCUCUGAAAAAAAAAGAGAUGUAACAAAUGUACAAAGCACAGUGCACAAAUAGACCUAUAUAGUCAUGAACUUGGGGGUAAAACAACCCGAGUGUGAUAAUGAAAGGAAUAAGCAAGUCUUAUUCUGAAUAGAUACAAAUAGACUAUUAUACAAAAUUUAUUUGCAAUGUAUAAAAUAUUAGUAUACUCGUGUACCACAGUGAUUUAACUGUGCAUACUUGUUUGGACUUGCACGUUUAUACGUGCAUCGUGUAAUUAUUUGUAGAUAAAUUAUGUGUAUGUACAUACACAAGCGAGACAUAUAUUUUUUACUGUAUAUUUUAUUUUUAUUACAAAAAAGAAAAAAAAAAUAAAGGAAAACAAGUUUCACAUGAUAUUCUCGAAACAAUGGGAAUCUCUGUAAUACUACACUUACAAAUAUAAAAAUAAAUAUGUAUGCAAUGA
Vespa crabro (European hornet) is the source of this 1682-nucleotide messenger RNA. RefSeq names its product N-acylneuraminate-9-phosphatase. The record is from RefSeq and is a predicted model, not a curated record. The transcript is spliced from 3 exons. The coding region runs from base 144 to 929 and encodes 261 amino acids. NCBI's taxonomy places the organism in Eukaryota, Metazoa, Arthropoda, Insecta, Hymenoptera, Vespidae. Gene Ontology annotation, molecular function: hydrolase activity.